AUGAUCCUCUUUUCAGCUUGUUGUAUCUGUGGGCUUAUUGGUGGCAUCCUGAAUUUUCAGUUUCUUCGGGCAGUUACAAAGAAGACUUCAUCAGUGUACCCGCUGCAUCUCGCUUCCAUGUCUUUGGCAUGUAUUGGCAUUGGGGGAUGUACUCUGUCUUCCUGGCUCACUUGUCGUCUAGCCAGCUAUGAGCAAAGGAGAAUGUUCUCAGAAAGGGAACAUUCCCUGCAUCAUUCUCAUGAGAUGGCUGAGAAAGAAAUGACAGAGAACAUGAGCAAUGGAGGACCACAGCUGAUAUUUAAUGGAAGAGUACAAUCAAUGUUUUAAAGAAGUGAAAAUUUUUCAGGUUGUUCAUGAAGUUCAUGAAGAGGUUGAAGUCUUGGGAGCUGCAGUUAAAACAUUUGUUGCAUUUACAGUUAUUUCUCUUGAGCAGCCACUAAAAUUAUUCCUUCUCAAUCUUGCCUCACGUACCAUCAGCCUUUUCUAUAGGGUAAAAGCUUUCCAGAAACAUUGUAGAUUUUAGUCUCUUCAGAAGUUGUUCUGAAAAAGACUUUUCCAGAAAACUAAAUGAAACAGUUAUGAUUACUACUAUACACAAACAGCAUUUGACUAGCAUGAGCAUUUAUGAAUAAUUCAAAAGUAAACACAUAAAGAACUAACAAUAACAUAUUGGAGUCUUUGUUUUGAAAGACUACUGACUUCAAUUAUAUUAAGAAUCAAAGCCUCAGUAAUGCCUUGUUGUAACAUUGUAAUUAAUUUCAAUUUGUGAAUGAACUACAUUUCAUAGUUUAUUUGUAAGCUACAAAAGGUGCAGCAUAAAAGGUGAAAUUUUAGUGAAAGAAUAUUAAUCUGUAUGAUAUUUUUGCACAAAUUAAAAUAUUGUUCAAGACAAAUAAGUAUGUUUUCACCAUACUGUGCAGAUUCAUCUGCAUGUUCAUGAGAUAAUUUAAAAACAAAAUAUGUGUUAUACAUAAAUGUAAAUAUACUGUAAAUAGAGAAAAUUCAUGCAGCAUAUAUUUAUAGCUACAUGAAUGUAAAUAGAAAAUAGUAAAUAAGUUGUGUGGGUAUGAAGGUAGUCUAUCAGUUAUAGGAAGAACAUUAAUCAAAGAUUUACAUGACUAUAAAGUCACAGACUUAGUUUCUACUCUUCCUGUCCAUUUUCUUCUUUUUGUUAAGUAUAUUGUAUGUAGAUAGAAUUGUGGCUUACGUUUAUAGAGCUGAAAAACUUGAAUACUGAAUCAUAAAUUACAUAGUUAUUGGGCAUAUUACUGUGAUCAUGGUGUUUAUAUAAAAGUAAUUUUCAAUAUUUAUCUAUAAAUAUAACUUUAAUCUUAUAUCUCU
Molecule: messenger RNA, 1341 nt
Organism: Alexandromys fortis (reed vole)
Lineage: Eukaryota; Metazoa; Chordata; Mammalia; Rodentia; Cricetidae
Gene: Tmem196
Product: transmembrane protein 196
Exons: 2
Coding region: 1-327 (108 amino acids)
Source: RefSeq, a predicted model, not a curated record